AUGUUGACCAAGAGAAAUAUUAGGGUGCUAUCAAUUACGGGAGUUUUGCUCUUCUUGGUGUUUUUCAUUGUUAACAAUGCCAAUAACAAUGCAGGACUUAUCGAAUCGAUCAAUUCCAACGCUCAACCAAAGGCUGAAACAUCAAUUGCUGAGAAAUCAGACCCAAAGGUUCAGCAAGAAAUUGACAACAUCAAGCAGGAAAUUGGGAUUACAGGUGACUCCAAGGGCACUCCUGCCUCCACUACGAAAACGGACGAACCAGAGGUCUUUGACCCCGCCAAAGAGUACAACAGCAUUCUCGGUAACUCGCCCAUGAUAGUAUUCUCCAAGACCCGUUGUCCCUACAGUCGUAAGCUAAAGGAGCUUCUAGAGGAAGAAUACGUCUUCACACCCAACUACGCCGUUGUGGAACUUGACAAACACGAACAUGGAUCCGCUUUGCAAGAGUAUAUAUCAGGGCAAACGGGUCGUGGCACCGUGCCCAACGUUAUCAUUAAUGGUAUCUCCAGAGGCGGUUACGAUGAUUUUAAUAAGCUACAUUCAAACAAUGCCCUCUUGGACAGUCUACAGGAAUGGGGUGAAAAAUCUCUGAAGGUAACUCAGAAUGAGAAACCAUCCAAUAACUAG
Lachancea fermentati is the source of this 627-nucleotide messenger RNA. Lineage: Eukaryota; Fungi; Ascomycota; Saccharomycetes; Saccharomycetales; Saccharomycetaceae. The record is from the annotation of a GenBank genome assembly.